This is a messenger RNA of Stegodyphus dumicola, 919 nucleotides long. RefSeq lists its product as uncharacterized. Lineage: Eukaryota; Metazoa; Arthropoda; Arachnida; Araneae; Eresidae. The record is from RefSeq and is a predicted model, not a curated record.
AUGCGUAACUUGGCGGCUGGGAAGGUGCCAGAUGAAUUUUUAAAAAAUUUGUGGAUGCAACGACUACCACUUGAUAUACGGAGCAUUUUAUCUGUAAGCAGUGAUGAUUUGUCCAAAUUGUCUACAAUGGCUCACAAAAUAUGGGAAUUAAAUCCCAAUUCAUCCAGAGAAGAAUUCUGGAUCAUUGGUGCAAGACGCCGAAUUAGAUCGGUGGUGAAACAGUGCGUCCGUUGUAAACGAUUUUCAGCAAAACCUCCAACUACUGCACCCAUUCAAUUACCAUUAGACAGAGUUCGAGAUGCUUUCGCAUUUGAAGUUACCGGCAUAGAUUUAUGUGGCCCUCUGAUUCUCAAAAAUAAAAACAAAACCUGGCCAGAAGAGGUCGGCCAUCUACAGUUUAUUCAGACAACGGCACAAAAUUUCGUCGGUACAUCUGCAUUGCUGAAAAAGGUUGACUGGGUAAAGGUAAUUGCUCAGGAAACUUUGCAUCCCAUCACUUGGAAGUUCAUUCCGCCCACUGCUGCUUGGUGGGGCGGAUGGUGGGAGCGUCUAAUCCGCACAGCCAAGAAUUUGAUUGUGAGAGUCUUAGGACAAGCUGCAGUCAAUUACGAAGAGUUACUCACCGUCAUCUGUGAUGUGGAAGCCGUAAUAAACUGUCGACCACUUACUUAUGUGUCAAAUGACUCUGAGGAUCUUCUACCAUUAACGCCUUCCAUGUUCUUACAGGACAUUAAGGUUUCAGGUACAGCAGAUUUGGAUGCUUUAGAUCGAAAUAAACUCUUGGCUCGUCAGCGUUUCUGCCAGGAACUUCGAGAACAAUUUCGUAGCCGUUUCCGCAAGGAGUACCUUGGACAGUUAGUACAAAAGCAUGGACAGACGGACUGUGAAUUAAAAGUUGGAGACAUCGUGCUAAUAGGUU